Molecule: messenger RNA, 1962 nt
Organism: Cajanus cajan (pigeon pea)
Lineage: Eukaryota; Viridiplantae; Streptophyta; Magnoliopsida; Fabales; Fabaceae
Product: serine/threonine protein phosphatase 2A 55 kDa regulatory subunit B beta isoform
Cellular component (GO): protein phosphatase type 2A complex
Molecular function (GO): protein phosphatase regulator activity; protein binding
Source: RefSeq, a predicted model, not a curated record
UAUUCUUGGAAACGCUCUGGCAAGAUGGUAUCGUGAAGUCCACAACAUGGCCCGUCUUAGCGACUUUGUGGACCGGGGCCUAUCUUCUGGCGCGAGCCCACCGAAAGCCGUUGUGUGGCGCGCGCAUUUCCCCUUCGAACGAACGAUAACGACACACCCCAAACCCACCUUUUGUUUUCUUCCUCAAUCUUCCAUAACAACUCCACUCUCCGCUCCAGCCACACCACAAUGAAACCGUGCACGACUACGACACCGCCGUUUUAGCACCAGCCAUGACCAUGACCGACUCCACCUCCGCCGCUCCUCUCCGAUGGAACUUCUCUCAAGUACUCGGCCAACGACUUCCCGACGAGCCUCUCCAAAACGACGACGUCGUAACCACCGUCGCGUUCGAGAAGCGCGGCGAUUACCUCGCCGUUGGCGAUCGAGGUGGACGCGUUGUGAUAUUCGAACGAGACGAUAGGAAAAAGAAUGCGUCGAAUAAUCGAAGAGAUUUGGAGAAGCAGGAUUUCGCGACUACGCGGCAUCCCGAAUUUCGUUACAAGACGGAAUUUCAGAGCCACGAGCCAGAGUUUGAUUACCUAAAGAGUGUGGAAAUUGAAGAGAAGAUUAACAAAGUAAGGUGGUGGAUGACCCACAACGGUUUGCUAUUUAUUCUUUCAACCAACGACAAAACAAUUAAACUGUGGAAGGUUAAAGAACACAAGGUGAAACAAGUUAAAGAAAUUAGCCCUCCUUUGUGCUCAGAAAAUAUGCUUUUGGCUGAUAGGAGUUUCAUACCGGGGCUGGAAACCAAGUCUGCUGCUAGUGGCUAUCGUUUGGAAUGGAUAGAGAAAACGCCUCAAAAAUUUUUGCAGUCUCAAGAUAUUGAUGGCGAGAUUGGUGGAAUGGAAGACCCUUUUCGCGCAAAGUGCCAAAAGGUUUAUGCUUGUGCUCACAGUUUCAAUAUUAACUCCAUCUCAAAUAAUAGUGAUUAUGAGACCCUUCUCUCGGCAGACGACCUUAGAAUCAAUUUGUGGAAUCUUGAGGUCAGUGAUCAGUGUUUCAAUAUUAUUGACAUGAAGCCACCAAACAUGGAGGAUCUUACCGAGGUUAUAACAUCGGCUGAAUUCCAUCCUUUACAUUGUAACCUCCUGGCAUAUAGCAGCUCACAAGGUUUUAUUCGCCUAUCUGAUUUGCGGCACGCAGCAAUAUGUGACCAUGCUUCUAGGAUAUUUCAACAUGGAGAGUGUUAUGGAUCAAAGUCUUUUUUUACGGAAAUCACUUCAUCCAUCUCAGACAUAAAGUUUUUAAAUGAUGGCCAUCAUCUUAUAAGUCGCAAUUACAUGAAUAUGAAGCUUUGGGACAUGCGUAUGGAAUCAUCUCCGGUCGCAAUUUUCAAAAUCCACGAGCAUUUGCGUCCUAAGUUGCCAGAGUUAUAUAAUAAUGACUGCAUAUUUGAUAAAUUUGAGUGCUGCUUUAGUGGUGAUGGACUCCAUUUUGCAACGGGUUCUUAUAGCAAUCUCUUGCAAAUAUUCUCCCCAGGUUCUGGAAAGGAGGAAAGGGUCAAACUAGAAAUUAGAGGAAAUUCUGACAGGAAGACUAUUCACCAAGCUACGUCAAGGGUUAGAAGGCGUUCCCUUAGCAACCUAAUACCUCGCGGAAUUUAUCAGCAUGUAGAACAUAGGGGAAAAGGUGGCGUCAUGACUCAUCAGUGGAUGGUGGACAAUAGCACUCCGGCAGCGUUGCACCGGCGAUCUAUGGUUUGGGUCUUUGGGAGAAGAAGAGACAGUAGGAUACAAUAGAGAGGGCACACGUUAGUAAUAUGAUUCUUCAACUGAUCGAUCUAAAGGACAAAAACAAAACGUAUGGAAGAUCACUUAUUCUACUGGAUUUCAAAAAUUAAAUUAUUUUAAUAAUUAAUUAUUAUAAUUAAAGUUUAAUUGUAUUUUUAUUCUCUUACGGUGUUAAGUUUGUAAUUUG